AUGAAUGUGGCCAGGACUAUGGCUGGCCAUGCGCACCUGAAAGAAAAGCUUCCUGAGAAGGAUGGAAAUGACCGGUUCCGCGAGUUCUCGCUGGCGGGAAAGGUUUUCGCAGUGACAGGCGGAGCACGAGGACUGGGACUGUCGCUGGCAGAGGCUCUGGUAGAAGCUGGUGGAGAAGUUCAUGUUCUCGACAGACUCCCAGAGCCGGACGACGAAUUCAAGGCCGCUGAAGUGCGUGCGAACCCCGAUUUCGGAGGGUCUCUUCACUACAAACGCAUGGACGUUACCGAUGAUACAGACACCGAAGCUGCGAUGAAGGACAUCGCGAGGAGUAAGGGCCGACUCGAUGGUAUGAUUGCGGCGGCUGGAGUGAACCACGUCGAGCCCGCACUAGAACAAACCCCAAGGUCUGUGGACGACUUGAUCCACAUCAACUAUUCCGGGGUCUUCAGGAGCUCUGUAGCAGCGGCAAGGACAAUGAUGGACCACAAAUGCCGCGGUUCGAUCCUGCUUGUGGCUAGUAUGAGCGGCCUCAUUGCAAACAAGGGAAUGCGCUCGGCAAUUUACAAUUCGUCCAAGGCGGCGGUAAUCCAGCUCACUCGGAGCCUGGCGAUGGAGUGGUCAGAGGUUUACCAAAAUGGCUCCGGUGGUAUCCGUGUUAACUGUCUGUGUCCUGGUCACAUUGAAACGCCGAUGGUGAAGAAGAUCAUGGCGGACGAUCCGGAGACAAGGGGCAUCUGGGAAUCCGAGAAUAUGAUGAGGCGGCUGGCGAGGCCAGAGGAGUUCAGAGGUGUUACGCUGCUUCUGAUGAGCGAUGCGAGUAGCUUCAUGACUGGGAGCACGGUUGUUGUGGACGGGGGACAUACAGCUUGGUAA
Aspergillus puulaauensis is the source of this 876-nucleotide messenger RNA. RefSeq lists its product as uncharacterized. The record is from RefSeq and is a predicted model, not a curated record. Gene Ontology annotation, cellular component: intracellular anatomical structure. Gene Ontology annotation, molecular function: oxidoreductase activity, acting on NAD(P)H, oxygen as acceptor. The transcript is spliced from 2 exons. Lineage: Eukaryota; Fungi; Ascomycota; Eurotiomycetes; Eurotiales; Aspergillaceae. Bases 1 to 876 code for a protein of 291 amino acids.